Molecule: messenger RNA, 1152 nt
Organism: Pyrenophora tritici-repentis Pt-1C-BFP
Lineage: Eukaryota; Fungi; Ascomycota; Dothideomycetes; Pleosporales; Pleosporaceae
Source: RefSeq, a predicted model, not a curated record
AUGGCGCCCCCAGCCACGGCUCCGUUUACGUCGGUCAACACACACACGCUGCAGCCUGCCACGGAUGAAGUUGAGUCGCCGAGCAUUUCCAGCACGAAUGCACUCGCCCGCUACGAAUACGAGGCCGGCCAUGCGAAUGCCACAACAGGCACCAAGAUCUUGAUGGUCGAGUGGGAGGAUGAUGACACAACCCGAGGCGUGCGGGGAGACUGGCAUAUAUCAUGGGAAGGCAGCACACGCGUCUUGCCCGCCAACGAUCAGCCCGCCAAUGAUGUGAAUCGCAUGUAUUUUCUUCUGCCUCCGGGUGUUGCGGUACCGACAAGCGUCACACUCACGCUACGACCGCAAGACGCUAGCAAAGCUCCCGUAGUAUGGCAUACAAAUCCCCUGCCGGCCCUGUUUCCCCCUGAACUUGGCGCAUCAGCACGCGCAGCCGGAAAGAAGGGUGUUCUGCACACCAUCUGGGCAAAGAAGAGGCUACAGGUGCUGCAGAAGGAGAUUGAAGCAGAGUCAAGAAACAAUGUUGAGGGCGUUGGCCUGCUCAUGGUAGUGCAAGAGAAGGAAUGGAUUGAGUCUACCUUUGGUGUCAAUGCCAAACCAGCCGGUCUCAGUAUCUCGCUGGGAGAGCCGACAUUAGCACCAAUGAAAGCUCCGUCUAGCCCGCGAUCACCAGGCGGGGGGAGGCUCAUGGACAAGCUGGCUGGACUGCGGUUGGGCACGAGCGAGAAGGACCUUAGCCCCAACAGCAGCACGCCAGGCUUCUCCAAUCCUCUCUCACCCGAAUCCUCCGACAUUGCUAUUAGUUCAUUUUCCGUAUUCAAAGGCGCGAAUCCAUCUGCACUUGCAGCGAAACCGCCGCAGCCGCCACAGUCUCAGCCAGCAGUAGCCCCGCGGAAAGUCGCCGCUCAAGCGCCCCCGCAAUUCAUCACGGAACAGCAAGGCUCUAGUCUGAUGGGCUCCCUGAACGCACUUUCUGGUCCAGCCCCUAUCUUCCAGUCCCGUGGUCCAUCAGCCCCUGUGGACGAGGACGACAAGGACGACGGGCUAUUUGCGCUGCCUAUCAGCCCGAGGAGCCCUGAAGUGGGCAAGAGUCCAUUCUCGUUUGCAACCAGCGAUACGGCACCUUUUCUGAAAGAAGAAAGUGCUGUUUGA